CAUAUGGCAACCCCGAACGAAUGGCUGAGUUGUUUCUGCAUUGCUCUAUUUUUAUUUUUAACUACGAAUUAAUAAUUUAAACGUAAUUUGUUAAAAAAUCUCAAAGUAUUAUUUCACGCGUUGUAUUCAGCACUUCCUGGAUUGUUCCACGAUGGUACGUUAAACACGCAACCACGAUGUCCGACCGCGGAUGCGUUACGGACCGCAGUUCAUUGCCUUAUGUAAAACUGGUAAUGGUGUUUCUUCCGUGAGUGACCGAAAUAUACAGUGACUUAUGUGUAUAGUUUGUUGGUUGGUGUGAAUAGUGAUAUAAGUCUGAAAAAAUGUCUAAUACAACGGCUCAAGUGCCUCAAGUGUUGAUGAAGAAGGGGAAAAGGGGUGCUGCGGCAUAUAUCCAUGCGGAUUGCGUGAGCGGGUAUCCGCAGUACCUAGGUCCCCUGCUGGACGUCCUGCUGAACCCUGGGAAGGCUAUCGACGAGUGGGAGACCAUAGACUGGUGUCGCUGGCUCCUAGCCGGCGGGCGCACACCUGACGAGUUCGCCGCAAUUGUGCGGAGCUACGACCAGCACGACAAAUGCGGUCUCGUGUGGAUACCGCGCGUUGUCGCGUACAGAUGUCGCACGUGUGGUAUUUCUCCGUGCAUGUCGAUAUGCCGCGAGUGCUUCCACCGCGGCGACCACUCCACGCACGACUUCAACAUGUUCCUCUCGCAAGCCGGCGGCGCUUGCGACUGCGGCGACAACUCUGUCAUGCGGGAGGACGGCUUCUGCAGUAACCACGGCAACAGGUUCCCGCGGCCCGGCACGGCGCCCGCCGAGCUGAUGUGCGUCGCGGAGGCGAUGAUGCCGCGCCUCAUACUGCGCCUGCUGCAGCACUUCAGGGAGAACAGUACGGGCGUUUCAAACUCUGAGAGCUACAGAACAGCUGUUCAGGAAUGUGAGGGCUAUGUGCAGAUGCUGAUGGAGUUCAACAAUAUGGGCGACCUCAUGCGCUCCGCCAUGACCAAGGCGCUCAUCAACCCACAGAUGUACCUAAAUCUGGUAUCACCUCCACACCCCGACACAGAGUAUGGUCGCUACAUGGCGGUGUCACAUAAAAUAUACGAGCUGGCCAUAGACUCGUUUCCUGCGCCCGAUCCGCCUGAAGAAUACCGACAUUUCCCUGCACUAGCACCCCGGUUAAAACACAACACACUACUCGAAGAGUUCAUAUUCUGGACGUUCAAAUACGAGUUCCCGCAGAAUGUUGUGUGUUUCCUUCUCAACAUGCUGCCAGAUCAGGAUUAUAAGGAGCACCUAACAAGAACAUUCGUGAUGCACUACGCUCGGAUACCCCUAGUCCUAGAAAACUCUGCAGACCCCGACACACUGUCCAACCGUGUCGUUCACAUGUCGGUCCAACUAUUCUCCAACGAGGCGCUCGCGUUGCGAUGUGUACAGCAACUGCAUUUGCUACACGUAAUGGUGCUAUCUUUGAGACUGAUGAUGGGAAAAAUCCUAGUACAAAACACUUUACAUGACCCAGAUAAGAACUUCCACUAUGUGAUAGACUGUACGAAGCGAGUCAUGAAGGAACAUUGCUACUGGCCAUUGGUCUCCGACUUCAAUAAUGUGUUGUCGCAUAAGAGUGUUGCUUUGCUGUUUUUACAAGACGAUGCGCUGGUUAACAUGUGGUUCGAGUUCCUAUCCAUGUUGCAAGGUAUGAAUGUGAACGUGCGCGAGACAGGUGGGCACAUCGAGUUUGAGCCGUCUUCAUACUACGCGGCCUUCUCAUGCGAGCUGGAGGCCGCGGCCUACCCCAUGUGGAGCGUGCUGGCGCAUCUGUCGGAGCCGGCGCACGCGCCGCUCGCGAGGCGCAUCGUGGCCGCGGCGCUCAAGUGCCUGCAGGACUGGCUCGAUGCCGUCAACUUCACCGCGCCAAGACUGCAUAGGACGGAGAUGAUGCACGCAUCGUUCCACUUCCCGCUACACCGGUACCUGUCCGCGUUCCUGUGCGCGGCGGUGCGCUGCAUGGGGGUCCGCGCCGCGGACGUGCUGCCCCCUACUGACCUGCUGGCGCUGUUGGCUGCGCAUCCGCUGCGAGUUCAGAGUCUGUUCUACGAGAUCCUGGCAGGCGUGUGGGUGCGGAACGGGCUGCAGAUCAAGGGGCAGGCGAUGACGUACAUCCAGGCCAACUUCUGCAACUCCAUGGUGGACAUGGACGUGUACUGGCUGCAGAUAUGCGCCGCGCACCUGCCCGCCGACCACUUCCUCGACAUGUGCAUCGACGUUUUCGGUGUACGGGAGUGGUUGAGCCUGACCCCGAUGUCGCCCGCGCAAACGUCGGAGCAGUACGCCAUGGUGGAAGGCUUGCUGACGUUCCUUGCCAUCCUCGUCUCCUCGAGAACUAAUCUUGGCAAUGAUGAGCUGACACAGUCAAAGCUAGAAGUUGCGACGCUGUUGGCGGCAGGCGACAAGACUCACUCACAAUUGCUGGAACUGAUGCCAGAGAGAUCUGGCAAUGCGCACACUAGGAAUUUUGAAACUGUUCUAAAAGAGUUAUCAGUGUACCGCGCGCCGCCCAAGGGGUCCGAGAGCUUGGAGCAAGGUCUGUUCGUGCCAAAGCCGAUAGUGUGGGAGAGGUAUUACGACCCUUUACAUUUACUGCAAAGGGCGGUGCAUAGAAGAGACUUCCACACAUCUAUGGACAGGUUUACAGCAUAUGUACGAGAAAAGCAGAAAGCAGAAGGAAUCACAGGGCACGGAGCGCUUUGGCCGCCGCUGCGACCAGCGCGCGCGCCGCCCGAAGCCGCCGGCGAUCCGCGACAGUUGUGCGCUUCAGGGGUAUUACACGGUGCUUUACUAGCGGUAUUAUACCGCGGGGUGCGAAGAAGACACGUGGAGAGCGCUAGCGGCGCGGAGGGCGAGGCGGGCUGGCGGCCGGAGACCUCGCAGCAGGGGGUGGAAGCGCCGCCCGACCACGUGCUGGCCUUGGCCGUAUACCUGCUGGCUGUGGCUGCGGACCUGGCCGCCGAGAGGGCGAAGACGCACAAUCGUGACGUGUGCGUGGCGGACGGUACGCGAGGCGGCGGCUGCGCGCGAGUGUCAGGGGUACCCCUACUACGCGCGUUCGCUGGAGGCUCCGUGUGUGACAACGCGCGCGCGGUGCUGGCGUCCGUGCCGCCGCCCAGCCGCGACGAUCCCGGCCGCGGAGACGAUGGGCAUCUACACAAGCGGUCACAGCACGAAGACAGUGACCCGGAGUGGGAGAGCCCGGAGGACGAGCGCAGUGAGCCGCGCCCCGCUAGCAAAGCUGCUUCACUACCCGCUGGCAGCACCGCCCUAGCUGUGCCAUCUUCCCUACAUAUGGUGCGUGGCAACUCCGUGUCAGAUGAUCAGUCGGACACGGGCGGCGACACGCCUAUAAUACGAGCUCUAGAGAGUGGCAGUGGCGAGAGUCAAGCUCUAGUGGUGCCGGGGCUGUCGGGAGGCGCGGAGUCGGACGUGGAGAUGGAGGCGGAGCACAUGACCCUGGCCAUCCCGGAGACCACCCUGGCGCAGCUAGGCCUGGACCCACCACCCGUGCCUAUCACUUAUGAAAUAGACGAGCCGGAGUGGCGUUUAACCAUCCACGAGGAAUCCCCGCCUCGCCCCGCGCUGCCAGCACCGCAACCCUCUACUGACACACAAGUACAACUCCACACGCAGAAGGACGAGAAUAUUCCAGUGAAUGAGUCGAUCAUAUCGCUGCUGUUGAAGCUGCACUCGCAAAUGUCCGGAAGACUUGACUCCUUCGCGCUAGAGGAACCUGCGCCCACUUCAGAGGAACCUAUUGGUGAUGGUCCACAUUUUAUCGGAGCGCUACUACACAAGCUGUCGGCGCUGGACGCUCGUUGCGCGGCCUCCAUACAAAACGUGCGUAGGACGUUGUGGCCGCACCAGCGCGAGCGGCAGGCCGAACAGCGAGCCAGAGAACGACGAGAAAAAGAAGAACGCUCGCGCCGGGCGCGGGACAGGCAACAACAACUAAUGCGUGAAUUUGCACGAAGACAGCAACAGUUCAUGUCCGCCAUGGCCAUGGAGGUGGGCGAUGGAGCCAUGGAGUGGGACGAGGAGGAAGAGGUUGUGGAGAGAGACUAUGACUGUGUCAUCUGCAACACCACCACCCCCACAACGGCACAGGACCCUAUUGGCCUUGUUGUUUUGCUACAGUCGACGUCAGUACUGGGUCACAGGAGACGGAAGGGCAGCGGCGUGGCUCACCUAGCGCUGUCGGAGGCGGAGAGGACGCGGCUGGCGGCGCAGCAGGGCGCCACGGCCGCCGCGCAUCACUACCGCCUACACGAUGACCUGGACCAGUACUUUGAUCAGGAAUCAUGGGUGCUAUCCGUGUCAGUGGGCUGGGAGGGCGGCGUGGCUGCGCAGUCUUGCGGACACCACCUGCACUUGCACUGUCUGCGCUCCUACCUGCGCUCGUUGGCUGCGCCCCAGCGCCCGCACAACUUACACGUCGAGCGCGGGGAGUUCCUCUGCCCCGUGUGUCGACAGCUGGCCAAUGGGGUGCUACCAUUGGCGCCCCCUCCGCCGCGGUCAGCGUUUCCAGUACUGCCCGUGCCGCCCACGCAUCAAGCCCUCGCUGCGCAAGUGUUGGAAGUACUAGAGAGGAAGCGCGAACCGGCGCCGGCGGCACCAACCCGGCUAUCAGAAGCGACAGGCAAAGCGAUGGAAGCGAUGACGUCGAUGGCGGGCGGGAAGCUCAAGCAGCGCUACGGUUCCUCCCCGGCCGCCAUCUUUACUUUCAUGGCGUCGCUGGUCAGAACCAACCUCGAAUGUGAGCUGGUGCAGAGAGGAGGUACCCUGGUGGAGCAACCCACGCCGCGGUACAAGCCCAGAGAUGACUGCAUAGUGCCCUUAAUAGCGGUAGUUGGAGCCCACGCGGCAGCCUUAACAUCAGCGGGGGUACAGCUAGGCGCGGGGGCCACGUGGAGAGCCCUUAUACCCCCCGCGGCCACCACAGCUCCCUCCGGCCCCGCGGGCUCCCCUGCGCUGUCCCCCGCGGGGGGCUCCCGGCCUGUGCCGCUACUGCUGCGAGACCCCACGGCGCUGCUGAUGCACUUCCUACUGCUGGGGUGUACCCAUCCGCCGCAUAUGGAUUUGCAACACUUCACAUGCAUAGUGCGCGUGCUAUACGCACUCACGUACUACCAAGUAGUCAACCAAUUGUGUGCCACCGGGGUGCUGCCCGCGGCCAUAGAAGCGCAGCAAGCGGACGACUCGCCCUGGGAGAGCAAUGACGCGGAGAGUGGCGGCCUAGUGGCAGCCGCGAAGUUGCUGCUCACUGCGCUCGCGGGGCACCAUUUAUUAGAAGACGACGCCAGCAGUACUGCUGACCAGGCGCCGGUACUCCACAAUGUUGAGUUGGAGGUUCAAGAGCUAGUCGUCCCUUACUUGCGCGUCGCAGCUUUACUCAGAAAGCACAUAUACGGCGGGGAACUCCCUCGAAUCAGGACUGAGCAGGAGGAAUUCUCUAGUCUACUGCGGUACUUGGAGUUAGUGGAAGAUGAUGUGACAACGGUGACGGGGGAUAGUGCGCUAUGGCCGGGCGCAGCGAACGCGGCCAAAGCCUGGGCGAGACAACUAGCUAACGCGUCCGCUGGGGGACAACUGGCGGUACAGCGUGUAAUACGCUCGCUGCACGUGUCGUGGUGCGGGCCCGCGCUGCUAGCGCUGCCGCGCGACUACGACCGUCUGUUCACGUACUACCACGAGCGCGUGUGCCUGCAGUGCGGCGCCGUGCCCAAGGAAGCGUCCGUCUGUCUGCUGUGCGGCACGCUCGUGUGCCUCAAACAGCCCUGCUGUAGACACCACCAGGUGGCGGAGGCGGUGCAGCACGCGACAGAAUGCGGCGGCGGCACGGGCAUCUUUCUAGUCGUGACGUCCACUUACAUCAUCGUGAUCCGUGGACACCGCGCCUGUCUGUGGGGCAGCCUCUACCUCGACGACUACGACGAGGAGGAUCGAGAUCUCAAACGCGGCAAGCCUUUAUAUCUUAGUCAAGAUCGUCUGGAGCUGCUGCAGGCGCAGUGGCUCGCGCAUCGCUUCGACCACACCAAGCGGACGUGGGUGUGGCAUCGCGACUCGCUCUGAGACACGCUGUUGAUGCACAGCAUCAGUUAGACGGUGAACUGACAACAAGCCGCGCGCCGCGGUGACCACUCGCCGCCACGCGCGCCGGUGCCUAGACGAUUGCUGUAGAUACAUGUAUCAUAUACUGUUAUAUUACGUCUCUUAUUAAUAUAUCAAAUUAUUGUGUUUACCUUUAUUUCCACACAGAUUAAAUGAAAAAGAUAGACCAAACACUGAUAAAGUGAUAACAAAACAGACAGUCCAAUCUGAACACGAGGCAUAUAACUGCGUAAUUUUUCCCGCUCUCAACUUUUUCCCUAAAGUAUCAGUUCAAAAAGUAGAUUACACUACCUUUCCCGAUAAAGCGAUACGGACACAACUGGCAUCACUUUUCAUGCAUGAAAUAUGAAUAUGAUAUGCCUAUCUAUCUUUUUCCUUUAGUCUUUGUUAUUUUUUGAUAAUAAAAUUUAAAUUAUAAAAGUGAUCAUAAAAUGAAAUCGAAAAGUGAUUGUAAUUUUUGAGCAUUGAUACCAAAAAGCCAAAGAUAUCUUUGAAAUGUUAUUUGACUUCUUCUUUCAUUUUCAAAAAUAUCACAAGUUUGAUAUUUAGCAAAAUUAUAUGACUUUUUUGAUAAAUAAAACCGUUACUAAGUAACUCAAGGUCUGAUUACAGAUAGAUAGAUUUUAUUAUUAUUAAUUUUGGUCCGUAUUUUUUAAAUUCAAUACAAGUUAUCCCUUGACUGCGAUCUCACCUGGUGGUAAGUGAUGAUGCAGUCUAAGAUGGUAGCGGGCUAACUGGAAGGAGUAUGGUAGUUUCGUUUAUGGCAGUACCUAAUGCUUAUCUGUUUACUAUGCUUAGUAUUUCUAACACACUUUUACAUGUUAUUUAUCUUUGGGUUUUUGUAUAUCAAUGUUUUUGAGUCAACUUUGUAUGUAGUACAUCUUAAUUAUAGCAAUAAAUAUAAUUAAUGAAUUUAAUUUUAGAAAAGUUUGUAUUUGACAACUGUCUGGUGCCUUUAAUUUAAUUGCUUUUUAAAAA
Molecule: messenger RNA, 7142 nt
Organism: Maniola jurtina (meadow brown)
Lineage: Eukaryota; Metazoa; Arthropoda; Insecta; Lepidoptera; Nymphalidae
Gene: Ubr3
Product: E3 ubiquitin-protein ligase Ubr3
Exons: 33
Coding region: 324-6125 (1933 amino acids)
Biological process (GO): protein ubiquitination; ubiquitin-dependent protein catabolic process via the N-end rule pathway
Cellular component (GO): cytoplasm; ubiquitin ligase complex
Molecular function (GO): zinc ion binding; ubiquitin protein ligase activity
Source: RefSeq, a predicted model, not a curated record